AUGAAAAAAAAACAAUUAAAAGAAUUAAAUCAAGAAACAUUAUCACCAUCAUCAUAUGAAUUUUGGGAUGAUUUUUAUGAUAGUGGUGAAGGUAAAGGUGAAUGUUAUGAAUGGUAUGUUAAUUUCAAUCAAUUAAAGAAUUAUUUAUUGAAUUUGAUAAAAGAUGGUGAUAAGAUUUUACAUGUUGGUUGUGGUAAUAGUUUUUUAGCAGAGGAUUUAGUUGAAGAGACUGAAAAUAUUCAUAUUGAAAUUAUAAAUAUUGACGUUUGUGAGAAUGCAAUCAAUAGAAUGAAUGAAAGAAAUAAGAAAAUUACAAAUCAACGUGUUAGAAAUAGUUUAAUUUAUCAAGUUGAAGAUGCGACUGAAACAAACUUUAAAGAUAAUCAAUUCAAUGGUAUCUUGGAUAAAGGUACUGCUGAUGCAUUAUUAUCAACAUUAGAGUUGGAGCAAGGUGAUAACGAAAUGGUUAAAUCAUUAUUAAGAGAAAUGUAUCGUCUCUUAAAAUAUCAUACAGGUUGGUUCGUUUGUGUAUCAAGAAAUGUCUGUUUGGAACCUUAUUUUUACAGUGAUGAAAUGACAAAUUGGGAUUUAAAAAGAAUUGAUUUAACUACAAAUUCAACAAAAGGAAAAGGUAUAACUCAAGUUAAUUAUAUUUAUUUAGCAAAAUCAUUACCACUUUCAGAUAAUGAGAAUGAAAAUGAAAAUUAA
Molecule: messenger RNA, 708 nt
Organism: Dictyostelium discoideum AX4
Lineage: Eukaryota; Evosea; Eumycetozoa; Dictyosteliales; Dictyosteliaceae
Exons: 1
Coding region: 1-708 (235 amino acids)
Source: RefSeq, a predicted model, not a curated record